ACCAUGACGUUUGUGCGUGGUGACGGUGAUCAGCCGACUUCUGAAGAGGAGGGGAAUCAGCAGAAUUAGCUGGUGUGUGAAUCUAGAAGUCUAGUGGACUCUGAAAUAUCUGUUGGAAGAAAGGGACGUGAACCUUGGUGUGUUAGAGAGAGAAGACUCCGGUGGGGUUUGUUUUCACCAUGGCCAGUUUGGACUAGGGAACAGCCAGGAUGAUCGGAGGACUAUUCAUCUACAACCACAAAGGGGAGGUCCUUAUCUCCCGCGUCUACCGUGAUGACAUAGGGCGCCACGCAGUGGAUGCAUUCCGUGUGAAUGUGAUCCAUGCCCGGCAGCAGGUGCGCUCUCCCGUGACCAACAUCGCACGUACCAGCUUCUUCCACGUGAAACGCUCCAACAUCUGGCUGGCGGCCGUCACCAAGCAGAAUGUCAACGCAGCCAUGGUGUUUGAGUUCCUCUACAAGAUGUGCGACGUCAUGGCCGCCUACUUUGGCAAGAUCAGCGAGGAGAACAUCAAGAACAACUUUGUGCUGAUAUACGAGCUGCUUGAUGAGAUCCUGGACUUCGGGUACCCUCAGAACUCUGAGACGGGAGCGCUAAAGACCUUCAUCACCCAGCAGGGCAUCAAGGGCCAGCAUCAGACAAAGGAAGAGCAGUCUCAGAUCACCAGUCAGGUGACGGGGCAGAUUGGCUGGCGUCGUGAAGGCAUCAAGUAUCGACGCAAUGAGCUCUUCUUGGACGUGCUGGAGAGUGUCAACCUGCUCAUGUCGCCUCAAGGUCAGGUACUGAGCGCUCAUGUAUCCGGACGGGUUGUAAUGAAGAGCUACCUGAGCGGAAUGCCGGAGUGCAAGUUUGGCAUGAACGACAAAAUUGUAAUUGAUAAGGCGGGCAAAGGUGGAGUCACUGACGACGUGGCCAAGAGCACCACUGGGAAACAGUCCAUAGCCAUUGACGACUGCACGUUCAACCAGUGUGUCCGCCUCAGUAAGUUUGACUCGGAGCGCAGCAUCAGCUUCAUCCCCCCCGACGGCGAGUAUGAGCUCAUGAGGUACCGCACCACCAAGGACAUCAUCCUUCCGUUCCGAGUCAUCCCGCUGGUCCGGGAGGUGGGCCGCACCAAGCUGGAGGUCAAGGUGGUCAUCAAGUCCAAUUUCAAACCCUCGCUACUCGCCCAGAAAAUUGAGGUGCGCAUUCCCACGCCGCUCAACACGAGUGGUGUCCAGGUGAUCUGCAUGAAGGGCAAGGCCAAGUACAAGGCCAGCGAGAACGCCAUCGUAUGGAAGAUCAAACGCAUGGCUGGGAUGAAGGAGUCUCAGAUUAGCGCUGAAAUCGAACUGCUGCCUACCAACGAUAAAAAGAAAUGGGCCCGUCCUCCAAUUUCAAUGAACUUUGAGGUUCCAUUUGCCCCCUCGGGACUGAAGGUUCGUUACCUGAAGGUUUUCGAGUCCAAACUGAACUACAGUGAUCACGAUGUCAUCAAAUGGGUUCGCUACAUCGGUCGGAGCGGCAUCUACGAGACUCGUUGCUAAUGUCGGGGGAGUGGCCUGUGGGGACACCUGGCGAUCUUCACGUUUUGUCUUUGGUCCUCUUCCCCUACAUCCCAGAAUCUCUUAAUGUCGAAGUAAAAGGCAUACCGCACAGAUAGAUGCAACUGUUUUAUUGCAUCUUUAAGUAUGAUUUGACUUGCAAACAUAAUGAACCUGUGUAGAAAGCAGACAAUGUGAAAACCAGGGAGUGGAUGUUGAAGGUCUUUGGAGAAAGGUUGUCACGGUCUAGUCUGCCAUUGGGUGUCUUCUAAAGUGCCCCUUUUUGAGAUUGUUUUUCUAAGUGGCCUUUUGGGUCCAACAUGCUUUCUCUACCCUCUCCCCGCAUGUAGUGAGCUUGAUAAGACUCUAGAAAUGGCAGUUUAUUGGGUGGGACUCUUCCUGACCGCUACAGUGACUAGGCUUACCUCAGACCCACUGCUUAUGAGUGCUGUGGUGGCAUCGCCCCCUGGUGGUCACAUUGCCUUGCCUGGGUCGUCGUCAUUCUGUCCAAUGAAAUCUAAUCAUGUAACCAGCUUGCAUCUUGUUCUUGUUUUCACCUGAUUAUCUGCACUGUGGGUAAGGAGAUGUGCUAACGCAGAGUGUCAUUGUAUAUUAAACUGUGCCUGGCUAAACCAAC
Molecule: messenger RNA, 2160 nt
Organism: Esox lucius (northern pike)
Lineage: Eukaryota; Metazoa; Chordata; Actinopteri; Esociformes; Esocidae
Gene: ap2m1a
Product: adaptor related protein complex 2 subunit mu 1a
Exons: 12
Coding region: 210-1526 (438 amino acids)
Biological process (GO): clathrin-dependent endocytosis; intracellular protein transport
Cellular component (GO): cytoplasmic vesicle; AP-2 adaptor complex
Molecular function (GO): clathrin-cargo adaptor activity
Source: RefSeq, a predicted model, not a curated record